AUGCACUUCUCUCAAUACCCUCUCCGGCUGACGGACCUGGAGCGGCAGAAGCUGCAGCUCAUAGUGGCGGCACUGAAAGUGAGUGAGUAUACGGAUGAUGUCGAUGACUUCAUGCGCCCUUAUGGGAAGGAGGGCCGUAUGGAAGUGGCUAUGCGCGAGUUCAUCGACAUCGUUGUCGGACUCGCGAUUGCCUCGGAUGCCAUUCCACGUUCCGUGAAGAACUCUUUCCUCGCAGGGGAGGUUAAGGUGGCCACGGUCGUGCCGCUGCUGGAAGACCUCUUUGAGAUUAUGCGCCGCCACAAACGCCUGAACCCCUUCAGUCACCGCGGAGAGUUUGGCAAGCUAAUGAUGAUGCUGCAGGAUGUGCAGAAGCAGUCUAUUCAGCGCGCUCUUGCCAUUCAAAGCACGCUCGUCAUACCGGUGCGGACCGUGGAGGCGGCCCUCUCUAGUAUCCACUGCGAGACCCUCGCUGACGACGAGGUCGUCCGCACUGAUUAUCUGAAACGGAAGGGGGCUGAGAAGCAGGCUGGCAUGCAGAGCCUCAUCGAACGCUACGGGAAAGGCGAUGGGCACAGGAAGGAGGUCAUCGAGCACUGCCUGCGCAGCAUUGACGAUGUGUAUUCGUUCAUUCAGUUCAACACGCGGCCGCUUCGUACCUUGCGGCGCUGGUUGAGCCGCGACUUUGAGUCUCUUCCAUCGGACGACGUCUAUAGCAUCUCCAUUCGCCACGGCCGCGGCGGUGCCUGCUUUACGCACAGCCACGCGACGCACUGUCAGUACGUCGCCGAGUCGCUGCUGCUGUGGGAAAACGUGCAAAAGAAUAUUUUGAAUCUGUGGGAGGCCGCCGAGGACGACAUGCUCGUGGAGGGGCAGGGUCAAUACGUCGUAUCGAACACCGGGCAGGGGUUUCACCGCAUGUGCUCGGCACCGAGGAGCUACGGGGUCAUGUCUCGCCUCGUGCGCGACACGGAGCAGCGCAUGGGUGGAUGGGUUGGUAUAAAGGUAAUUCACCUCGGCGAUCGCGACGUGCCGAACCCUCUGGUGUUCAUCGACAAGUACACCGUCAUCCCUCGGCUGGUAAAACCGGUUGUGCAGACGCUGCAUGCGCUGCGCUACGUCUUCCACGAGGAGGACGAGGAAGAGGAAGGGCAGCCGCAGGUGGCGCACGAGUACGAUAACUACCCCGGUCUUCGAAACCUGCUGCGUUCCAAGUAUCAUAGCUACGCCGAGUUGAUGAUGAUGAUCCUGAGCGACUUCUUCAAGCACGCCUUUGACGGUUCUGGCGACGACGGCGGCAGUUGUAUCGACGGAAGGCUUACAUCCGCGUGGAACUGGUGCCAUCAGCUGCACAAGAAGAAGUACUACGACGCGUUCGUGUUGACAGGCUUUGCGGGGUUCGAUUGA
Molecule: messenger RNA, 1404 nt
Organism: Leishmania mexicana MHOM/GT/2001/U1103
Lineage: Eukaryota; Euglenozoa; Kinetoplastea; Trypanosomatida; Trypanosomatidae
Exons: 1
Coding region: 1-1404 (467 amino acids)
Source: RefSeq, a predicted model, not a curated record